CAACGCACCGCACUGAGCUGAGGAGGUGCCUAAUGAGCAGACUAGACAUCCACCCUCUGUCCACGAAUUCCACGCAGCUUCAAACAGUCACAUUUACCAUGAGAACCAGCGGCAAACAGAAGAGGAAAGAUUCAUCUGCAGACAACUGAGUGAAGCGACAGGAUGCCGGGGGGUCGGAGGGGACUUGUGGCCCCCCAAAAUACUUUUUUGGAAAAUAUUGUCAGACGGUCUAACGUUUGGACACUGUCACAUAGACAGACAGACACCAACUUUGUCCUGGGAAAUGCUCAGAUUGUGGACUGGCCCAUCGUCUACAGCAAUGACGGUUUCUGCAAAUUGUCGGGGUAUCAUAGAGCAGAAGUGAUGCAGAAAAGCAGCACCUGCAGCUUCAUGUACGGGGAGCUCACAGACAAGGACACAACGGAAAAAGUUCGACUAACAUUUGAGAAUUAUGAGAUGAAUUCGUUUGAAAUACUGAUGUACAAGAAGAACAGGACACCUGUUUGGUUUUUUGUGAAGAUUGCUCCCAUUCGAAAUGAACAAGAGAAAGUGGUCCUCUUCCUUUGUACAUUCAGCGACAUCACAGCCUUUAAACAGCCCAUUGAAGACGAUUCUUCUAAAGGCUGGGGGAAGUUUGCCCGACUGACUCGAGCUCUAACAAGCAGCAGGGGAGUGUUACAACAGCUGCAGCCCACAGUUCACAAAGGAGAGAAUGUCCACAAGCACUCCCGUCUAGCUGAAGUAUUGCAGCUUGGUUCAGACAUCCUACCUCAGUACAAGCAGGAGACCCCCAAAACACCUCCUCAUAUCAUCCUGCACUACUGCCUCUUCAAGACCACAUGGGACUGGGUCAUCCUCAUCCUCACCUUCUACACCGCCAUCAUGGUUCCGUACAACGUCUCCUUCAAGACAAAGCAAAAUAACGUGACCUGGUUGGUGGUGGACAGCAUCGUGGACGUCAUAUUCUUGGUGGAUAUUGUUUUAAACUUUCACACUACAUUUGUUGGACCUGCUGGCGAAGUCAUCUCAGACCCCAAGCUGAUCCGAAUGAAUUACCUGAAGACGUGGUUUGUCAUUGACCUGCUGUCCUGCCUGCCAUAUGAUGUUAUCAACGCAUUUGAGAAAGUAGAUGACAAUUGGAACCACCGAGCUGUCACUCAAGGGAUCAGCAGUCUGUUCAGUUCUCUUAAGGUGGUCCGGCUUCUCCGUCUGGGUCGGGUCGCCCGUAAACUGGAUCAUUACAUCGAGUAUGGUGCGGCUGUUCUGGUGCUGCUGGUGUGUGUUUUUGGACUUGCUGCGCACUGGCUGGCUUGCAUUUGGUACAGCAUAGGUGAUUAUGAGGUUAUCGAUGAGGAAAAUAAUGUGACCCGCAUGGAUAGUUGGCUCUACAUCUUGGCUGAGACGAUGGGCAAGCCAUUCCAUUUCAACGCCAGUUCAGGGGACUGGGAGGGUGGACCAAACAAGGACUCUGUCUACAUCACUUCCUUGUACUUCACCAUGACCAGCUUGACCAGCAUCGGCUUUGGCAACAUCGCCCCGACGACAGACGGAGAGAAAAUCUUUGCAGUGGCCAUGAUGAUGAUUGGAUCUCUCCUUUACGCCACCAUCUUUGGUAACGUUACAACCAUCUUCCAGCAAAUGUACGCCAACACAAAUCGCUAUCACGAGAUGCUCAACAGCGUCCGAGAUUUUCUCAAGCUUUAUCAGGUGCCCAAAGGCUUGAGUGAGAGAGUUAUGGACUACAUUGCCUCCACCUGGUCCAUGUCACGGGGUAUAGACACUGAAAAGGUGUUGCAGAUUUGCCCAAAGGACAUGAGAGCAGAUAUCUGUGUUCAUCUGAACCGCAAGGUUUUCAAAGAGCAUCCAGCUUUUCGGUUGGCGAGCGAUGGCUGCCUCAGAGCUCUGGCCAUGGAGUUUCAGACAAUCCACUGUGCUCCCGGUGACUUGAUCUACCACGCCGGUGAAAGUGUGGACAGCCUUUGUUUUGUUGUGUCCGGAUCCCUGGAGGUCAUUCAGGAUGAUGAGGUGGUGGCCAUUUUAGGUAAGGGAGACGUAUUUGGGGAUGUUUUCUGGAAGGAGGUCACUCUGGCACAGGCCUGCGCCAACGUCAGAGCGUUGACCUACUGCGACUUGCACGUCAUUAAACGUGAUGCUCUGCAGAAGGUGCUGGAGUUCUACACGGCAUUUUCUAACCACUUCUCCAGAAACCUGCUGCUCACGUACAACCUGCGAAAGAGGAUUGUCUUCCGGAAGAUCAGUGAUGUGAAACGAGAGGAGGAGGAACGACAGAGGCGUAAAAACGAAGCCCCUCUGAACUUGCCACCAGAUCACCCAGUAAGAAAGCUUUUUCAGCGCUUUCGGCAGCAGAAGGAAGCCCGCAUGGCCACCGAGAAACCUGAUUUGGAUGAGCAAGAUAUUGAGAAGGGCAAGGUCUAUGUGGAUGUCCCAAUGGCUAAAGCAGCCAUUUCAACUACCAGCAUUGUCACAGUAACUGAAAGUCCAGCAACACCCUCAUCUUCAACACCUUCACCUUCAACACCACCAAACAGCACACCUUCAGAAAAGGCGAAGUUACAGGUGCCCUCACCCAUUUCUUUGGUAGGAGGCCGAGCUGCAGAACCAGUCAAAGUAAAAGGCUGGGGUCGCUUCAAGGAGUCCAUGGCCAAACCCGACAACUGGAGCAAAGUAUCUAAAGCAGAAUCCAUGGAGACUUUACCUGAACGGACCACUGCGCAUGACUCACAAACAUCUCUAAAAAAGACAGACUCAUGUGACAGUGGUAUCACUAAAAGUGACCUGCGUCUGGACAAAGUAGGUGAGUUUCGCAUGACUCCUCAGGACCGCAGUCCCGCUCAGCCUCCAGAAACGAGGCACACGUUUUAUCCCAUUCCUGAGCAAACACUUCAGGCUUCACUUCAGGAACUCAAGCUUGAGCUCAAGGAUGACCUUAAGAACCUGAAUGUUCGAAUAUCCAGCCUUGAGGCGCAACUUGCAGAAGCACUUAAACUUCUUAAAGCCAGGAAAUCAAGCACUGGCUCUCCACAGCCUCUUUUUGACAUUUCUAGACCUGCCUCUCCAGAACUGGAAAAAGAGGACAUCUUUUCUUGAAGGAUGGAAGACUUAUCAGGUAACAAUAAACCUUGAACUCAGCUGGAAUCUAGUAAUAUCAAAAUACUUAGAUAGCUGAGGCUGCACUGGGCACACCAUGUAUAGGCAUCAUUGUGGUCUGUAAGAUCAGCCAGCCUUUUAUUGUAGAGGUGUACCCGCUGGUUAACGAAAUGUUAGCAAGUCAAGGUCGUAGCCAAGACUUUGGUGUUGUAGCAGUGAACACUUGGAGGUUAAAUAAAACCUGACAGCUCUACGUUUGUACAUAGGGUUGAUUUAUUAUUCCACUGCACUGAGACGGAGAAAUUAUUAGCAAAAUUUGAUUUUUUUAGGAUUCCUUGACAGAUCUUGUAUCUCUGUUGAGAGGCUUCAAUGGAGGCAGCAUGGACCAUUGAUUUGUUAUUGAAUCAUGCAUAUGAGGUUAUUUGCAUGUCAUAUAUAUGUGAGCCUCAUUUUGCAGAUGGGGCAUAUUUCAUUAAUUGACGUUGCACAGCAAGUCAUUUGCAUCAUUUCACUUUGACAGUGAGAAAGGACAUAGUUUGCCCAUUUUGAAACCAUCUUAGAGUAAUUUCUUCAAACACAUCUCUUAUUAAAUCAGCUGUCAAGAUGAUUAUGAAUUAUACAAUAGAUAACUUUGGCCAGGCAAUCUGAUUUCCAAAAUCAUGUUUGAGUAGAGCUUACAGUGUAAUUUCCAUAAACCACAAAUAGAUGUGCUUGAUGAAAAAUGAAUUUAAAUGCUAACUAGUCAGGCAGCACUGAGGUCAUUAUCCAUCUUUCCUGAAGUCGUGUAUUUGUUAUUCUCAUUUAUGAACACUACAGCUACAUACAUAAUACAGUAUUGUAUGAGAGUCAUGCAUUUUUAGCUUCAGGGAUGCAUACAUUAUUAAAUAAUGCAGAAAACGGGCCGGUUUAUGGAUAUGCUCCUUCUUUCAUAACUGUCAUAAACAUAACGAGGAAUGCCCUUUAGCUAAAUAUUUGAAAAAAUAAAACAUAUUUACAUAAAAAAAUAAGCUCUGAUAAAGCGGAUGAGACCACUAAUUCAUUAGCAUCUGUUUAUAGUAACGGGUUUUUCACUUAAAUGGUCCCGGACAUAAAUUUUUACAUUUUAAGCCAGCUUCCAUUUAGCAUGUUUUAAUAUUUCUAUCCCCAUGUACGUAAAUUCCCAGCUGUUAUUCUUGGACUCCACUUUGCAUGAUUCACAGUGCAAUUCUUACCUAAUUCUGCCCCCUUAUGCAGCCCCGUAAUUCAUUUUCUGUUUCCUGAACUGCUUCCCUAUAAGCCUACUUUCUUCUGAUUGACUAAGCCUUAAGGGAACAACACCCCUUUCUUUUGAAUGGUUGUGCAUGUACUAUCCCUGUUAUAUGUAACUGUAUAACAGAGUCCAUGUGAUCCUAAUUUAGUUUUUCUCUAAAAUAUGAAAAGAUAUUUUAAAUGUGUUACCUCUCCAUGUUUACUUCAUUAAAAGGCAUUUUAGCCUUGUUUGAUAAAACAAGAGACAAAGUUAAAGACAAGGUCAUAUUGACAGAAUCUAAAAUAUCAAUAAAACUGGGAGACAUCUACAGGAGUAUAUGACAAUAAUGUUUGAACAACAGCCAAUUUAUAUCAGAUAAAAAAGACAACUAUCAACUUAAAGCAAUAGGUUUACAUUUACAUAUAAUUGUAUAGUAAUGAUAGUACUAAACAACCCCUUUUCUGCAGUAGCUGUAUUGUGCCUGUUCCCUGCUAAUGAUGCAUGUUUACAUUACACUGCAUUACAUUUAUGUAUUUAUAGUCAGUGUUUAGAAAAUUUGUUAUGUACAUAUUGCCAAAUCACGGUUAAUGGCAUGAACUGAAAUGUUGCACCAUUAAGUGCAAAGGCGUAAAUUUAUCUAUCAUCACAAAGAUAUAAAACGUAAAUGAUUUUUUAAGAGGACUUUGCUGACAUUUUUGUAUUUAACCAGUAACUUAAAACUAUUGCUCCUUUUUGCUGACUAAAGGAUUUGUAAAAAGUUUUUGGAUAAUAUCAGGAAAGUUACUGUUUACACCUACAGAGAUAUCAUUUUAAUUUAUUUGUUAAUUUUAUGAGCAAAGUUAAUUAAGGGUAACUAGCAGCUCUGUUCACAUGUAAACAAGCUUAAGGCAUCCACACACCAGGUGGUGCUGUGAAAGACACUAAUAAAAGAUUUUGUUGUAUGUUUAUUAGUUCCUUAAACAUUUCUUUUUUUUUUUGCUAACAGUGAAUUGGGCCAGGUCAGUCCAGUCAAAAUAAUUAAAAUAUGUUAUUUGCCUUUUUCUUUGAAAGUGUGCUUUUGUUUUACACAUAAGUAUUAUUUCAGUUCCACAAGAAACAAUUCAUUUAAAUGUAAUUAUUGUUUCAUAUGUCACAUCAACAAACACUAAAUAAAUCUUGAACUAAUAAUAUAAUUGUGCAACAUCACACAAUUAAUUUAAAAAUUAAACUUUAUCUCACUAAAUUAUAUUGUUAUCCAAAACCCUGCUAACCAUGGAUGCACUGUCAGGUAUGUUCUUAUCUGAAAAAAACAAUAAGAAUAAAAUAGAUAACAAACUAUGAAAACAGAAUAUUGUUAUGCAUAUCAAAUAUUAAGUAAAUCAAGACUAGGAGUGGUGGUGUGGAGUGAUAUUGAAAGACCAGUUAGCUCUUUAAGUAGAAUUGUGUCACUUAGUGUCAUUUAAAAUCAAAGAUUAAUAGGAAAAGUUUCAGAUUAAACUCAUAUGAUUAAUUUUCAUUGAAAAGUGUUGUUAUAGAUGAUAAAAGGUUGAAAGAGAUGGAUUGCAGUCAACAGAAACACACGCAACACACAUAACACCAAAGGGUUUUUGGUCAAUUCUGUCACUGUAGAAGCAGGAGCUUU
Molecule: messenger RNA, 5957 nt
Organism: Melanotaenia boesemani (Boeseman's rainbowfish)
Lineage: Eukaryota; Metazoa; Chordata; Actinopteri; Atheriniformes; Melanotaeniidae
Gene: kcnh1a
Product: potassium voltage-gated channel, subfamily H (eag-related), member 1a
Exons: 14
Coding region: 163-3108 (981 amino acids)
Biological process (GO): regulation of membrane potential; potassium ion transmembrane transport
Cellular component (GO): membrane
Molecular function (GO): delayed rectifier potassium channel activity
Source: RefSeq, a predicted model, not a curated record